AUGCUGCGCAUGCGCCUUCUUUUCACCGUGCAUCAAUGCUCUGAGUGCAGCUCAAGAAGAGAGGGAGAGUCGAGCUUGCUUUCGGGGCUGCGCGCUGAAAUGCAUGGAGCGGAGCGGCAGAGAAACGCCAAGCACAAGGCCCAGGCUCAGCCGAGCACCAUGAAACACGGAGAGGUAAAGUGCGACACGAUCCCGGAGCGAGUGACGCUGAAAAAAGAAAUAGGACUGCUGAGCGCCUGCACCAUCAUUAUAGGUAACAUCAUUGGCUCUGGGAUCUUCAUUUCUCCUAAAGGGGUCCUGGAGCACUCAGGGUCUGUUGGCUUGGCACUGGUUGUAUGGACAUUAGGUGGUGGUAUUGCUGCUCUUGGCUCUCUCUGUUAUGCUGAACUUGGGGUCACCAUCCCUAAGUCAGGGGGAGACUACUCCUACGUUACAGAGAUUUUUGGAGGUCUUUUUGGGUUCCUGCUUUUAUGGAGUGCUGUUCUGAUUAUGUACCCUACUACUCUGGCAGUAAUAGCUCUCACUUUCUCUAAUUACGUCUUACAGCCAGCCUUUCCUAACUGCGUUCCCCCGUAUAUGGCUACACGUAUGCUCUCCGCUGUCUGCAUAUUGUUUCUGACAUGGGUAAACUGCUUCAGUGUGCGUCUGGCCACACGUAUCCAGGAUGUCUUUACUGUAGGGAAGCUGCUGGCCCUGGGCCUCAUUAUCGCUGUUGGACUGCAUCAGAUCUACGAAGGUAAUUAUGAGGGUCUUACACCACAAGUAGCAUUUGAGUUUUAUAAGACACCAACAGUGGGGCAGAUUGCUCUGGCGUUCCUUCAGGCCUCUUUUGCCUUCAGUGGCUGGAACUUUCUCAAUUAUGUCACAGAAGAGGUAGUGGAUCCCAGAAGGAAUCUUCCACGUGCAAUUUACAUCUCCAUUCCACUGGUGACCUUUGUGUACACGCUUACCAACAUCGCCUACUUCUCCUCCAUGUCCCCAGAUGAGCUGUUGUCCUCCAACGCUGUGGCUGUAACCUUUGGAGAGAAGCUGCUUGGAAUGUUUUCCACAAUCAUACCCAUCUCUGUGGCGCUCUCCACAUUUGGAGGUAUCAACGGCUACCUCUUCACAUCUUCCAGACUUUGUUUCUCUGGUGCAAGAGAAGGACAUUUACCCAGCUUACUUGCUAUGAUUCACUUUAAGAGCUGUACCCCAAUUCCAGCUCUGCUUGUCUGUUGCACUGCCACAAUUGUAAUCAUGUGCAUCGGUGAAACACAUAACCUUAUAAACUACGUGUCCUUCAUCAACUACCUCUCCUAUGGAGUCACUAUUGCUGGCUUGCUGUAUUACAGAUGGAAGAAGCCAAACCUGUACAGGCCUAUCAAGGUGAGUUUAUUCGUUCCUGUGUGUUACCUCCUGUUCUGGGUCCUGCUGCUAGGCUUUAGUCUCCACUCAGAGCCCGUGGUCUGCGGUGUGGGACUGGUCAUCAUGCUCACUGGAGUACCUGUAUACUUUCUGGGUGUCUACUGGAAAGAUAAGCCAAAGUGUAUCUAUAACUUCAUUGAGUGGGCUACCUAUCUGGGUCAGAGAGUGUUUUUUGUGGUCUUCCCCCAAGUUGACCCCACUGAAGACAUAACACCAAGAGAAUGGACAGAUACGUCUUCUGCGAUUAGCAAGGCAUCUGGACCUGUUUGACUUUAAUAUUUUUUUGUUUAUUACCUUAAUUGUAUCCAGUUUUUGUUAAACUGUAGUUUCUCUCUUAUUUUAAAGCCCCAAAAUAGGGUUCCUGGGUAAAUAUUCAACCACAAAUGUCUAUAAGCCUUGUAUAGUAUCUCUCUUAUGUUUUGUAUUCACUGGUAAACGUACUGUAAGUUAAUAUCACUAUUAACAUUUCAAAAGGACUAUCUAUUUUUAACCUUUUAUUUAAUAUGUUGCCUAUCGUUAUGUGUAUACUGUGCCUUACAUGAAAAAGAUACACUGAAAUAUUUUAGUAUAUUAUAACUGGAAUAAUUCAGGAAGUGUCUUCAGGUAUGCGUUUGCUAGUUGCCUGUAAAUAUACAUCAAAUACCUAACAGUGGAGACAUAAGAGCUAAUGCUGAAUAUAUUUAUUGCUGUUUGGCAGUUGCAGUUAAAUAAGUCCUUUAUUUUUGCAGUGUAGUUUACCUCUUUAAAGCACAGCUAGAAAUUAACUAAGUAGAAUGCAGGACAAGCUGCAUACCUUCUACACUAUCUUAGAACAAUUUGUUAAUUACUCAGUUGUUGAGACGUUAUGAUGUUAUUUUUUGUGAAUACAAGGUUUUUAUUUUAUUGUAAUAAUUCAUAAAGUAUCCUAAUGUGUAUUCUUUAUAAGCUGUCUGUUUUCUAAACAAACUACAUCAACCUACUAUUGGUAUUAUACUAAUUUUAGGUGAACUGUAUUCCUCUCCACACAAAUGGUAAACCUUGUGUACACUCACCAAGCACUUUAUUAGAAACACUAGAGAAAUAUUAGGUAGGGCCUCACUUUCAUGCUGAAAAUCACCCGCUCUACCGCAUCGCAAAGGUGCUCUAUUGAAUUCAGAUUGUCCAGAUUUGUUGAACCUGUGCGCACUGCAGCCUUGGCUUUCUGUUCUUGGUUGACAGAAGUAAAGCCUGAUGUGGUCUUCGCCUGUUGUGGCCCAUCAGCUUAGCGUUAGCCUCUCUGACAGCUUGAACCAGUUUGGCCAUACUCAGUUGACCUCUCUUCUCGACACAGCAUUUCCAUCCACCCAACUGCCACUCACUGGAUGUCUGGUUGAUUUACCUUUAUUGCAUCAUUCUGGAUAAACUCUGUAGACUGUUGAAUGAAAAUCCCAAUGAAAGUCUCAGGAGAUCAAUGGCUAUAGAAAUAUUCUACCACUGUCUGUCUAACAAUAACCAUCAUGCCAUGAUGAAAAUCACUAAGAUCACAAUUUUCCUCUGACUGAUGUGAACAUUAUCUCCAGCUGCUGGCCUGUAUCUGCAUGAUUUCUAUGCAGUGCACUGCAGUCACCUGAUUGGUAUAAAGACAUCAUAUGAAUGAGUAGUUGUACAAGCGUUUGUAAUAAAGUGUUCGUGAGGGUAUUACAAUACUGCAAAAAGUAUGCUUUGGUUGCACACUUCCCAUCAAACGUUUGGGGACACUUAAAGCUGUCUACAAUGUUUUGGUUUUAAAAAAUGAAAUUAUAUUUUACAUUUAUUCCACAUUUGUUAUAAUAACAAAAAAUAUAUUAAACUUUAUACUGUGUUCAUAAUUUUUAGAAAAUCUCUUAACAGCUGCACACACUUUCUUCAGGAAAAUAAAAAGGUGUUUCCAGGGAAAUGCUCAGAUGCCAUGCAAGUUUUUUGGAGUUAGUCUUUAAAACAUCUCCAAACCCCUAGGUUGAAAACUCCAUGCAGAGCAGCUUGAUUUGUCCUAUGUUCGACUGACAGGCUAUUCCAUUACAGACAGACCUACCUUAUUACUGUCCAAAUACAGUAUAUCCUGUGGAACUUUGAGGUGCGUUUGUGAUUGGUAAAAACAGUUGGGACAUUUCAGGAAAUAGCCAAGGUGUCCCAAAGUGUUUACUGUAAAUAUUUUUGUAGAACCACUGAACUGGAUAGCAUUACCUAUUUUAUUUUAGUUUUACCUAUGUCCUGAAUAAGUACAGUA
Molecule: messenger RNA, 3628 nt
Organism: Clarias gariepinus (North African catfish)
Lineage: Eukaryota; Metazoa; Chordata; Actinopteri; Siluriformes; Clariidae
Gene: slc7a10b
Product: solute carrier family 7 member 10b
Exons: 11
Coding region: 1-1674 (557 amino acids)
Biological process (GO): amino acid transmembrane transport; D-serine transmembrane transport; D-alanine transmembrane transport
Cellular component (GO): membrane
Molecular function (GO): L-amino acid transmembrane transporter activity; neutral L-amino acid transmembrane transporter activity
Source: RefSeq, a predicted model, not a curated record